AUGUUCGACCUUGGGCAGAUCUGCCACGUUCGACCUUGGGCGGGUCGACUCAGCAUGUUUCGGAGGGCUCUUGGAAGGAACGACCCCAAUACCCUCAAUCCGCCGUUGUGUCGGUGCGGUUCCAUAGCACACAGAACCAAACACCGAGAGGUCGCUGGGUGUGUGGGCCUUGGUUCGGCCGCCUUUCGACGACCGCUUUUCACCGCCCCGCGCCUUCGGGUUCCGUGCGAAAUCAGGUUCCGAAGAGUCUUCGUCUUCGAUGCAGGGCGUGUGGUGGAGGAAGGCACUCCGGAGAAGUUGAUGGCCCAGGACUGCCUGCGGGAGAAGAAGAAUGGUCGGACGCUGAUUCUGACCACCCACUUCAUGGACGAGGCGGAAGAGCUCGGGGACCGGAUCGCCAUCAUGGCGGCCGGUCGCGUGAAGUGUGUGGGCUCCUCACUCUUCUUGAAGUCUCAGUACGGCGUGGGCUACACCUUGACCAUUGCCAAGGCUCCACAGAUGACCGAGGAGCAGUCGGUGGCGCUGCGGACCUUGAUCACCUCGAAAUGCUCCAAAGCAGAGGUCUUGAGUGAUGUAGGUGCAGAGCUGACCUACCGGAUGCCCUUCGAAGAGAGUUCGCGCUUUCCGGAGCUCUUCGAGCAAAUGGAGCAAGAGCCCUUGCGCUAUGGCGUGGAGCUCUUCGGCGUCUCCGUAACGACGCUGGAGGAGGUCUUUCUGCGCGUGGGCCGCGACCACACCGAAGCCGAUGUGGCGGCGGACGAGCGCUUGCAGCAGGCCAGCUUCGUGCGGCAGAUCUCCCAGGAGCGCGAGGCCCGGCGCAGCGGAGUCAGCCAGCGGAGUCCAUCGGCGGUGCGGGUCUCCACCGAGGCUUCAUCCGAUGCUGCAGUGCCCCUCACCAAUGACAGGAUCGACCCGUCGUCUACGGCGAGCUUUGGGAAGCACGUGCAUGCGCUGCUCACCAAGCGCUACCACAACGCUCGAAGGGAUCGAAAGGCCUGGUGUUGCCAAGUCUUGCUGCCCUUAAUCUUCCUCUUAGCCGCCCUGCUGACCAUGCGCUUCGCAGGGAUCGGUGACUACCAGGCGGCGCCGCUGAGCGUUUCGGCACUGCCAGGGCCUUCAGAGCUGGUGCUGGUGCCGGGGCACAAUGUCUCCGCGGAGGCGGUGCAGGCGUUGAUGGCGCAGAGUGGCCAGCAGAUCCACCAGGUUGAAGGUCCUAUGACCGCCUUGGAGUUCAGCAACUACUUGGAGGACACCUACUACCGCAGUGAUUCCCUGCACCGCUGGGGUGCCCUGCGCGUGGUUCACGUUCCAGAUUGGUCCUCGCCCAACACCUCCUACAAGGUCGGCGCCUUCGACGUGGCGGGCUACGCCCGCCCGGGCCGCGUGGAGUCGGCGGCGAUGAAUCUGACGGUGCCGGUGGGCACCUUGUGGAACGAGAAGGCGACGACGCUGCUGGGCACCACGGUGCCUCUAUCCCGACUGAACAACCGCUUGCAGGUGGAUUUGUUUUGGAACUCUUCGGCGCGUGAUGCGCUGCCCAUCUUCUACCAGAGCAUCCACCAAGCAGCACUCAGUCAGGCGUUGGGUGCUGAUGUGCUCAAGGAUUCGAAGAUCAAGAUGAGCAACCAGCCCUUCCCGCUCACAAGCGCACAGAAGGAUCUCACCAACACACAGACGUCCCUGAAUUUGGCUUUGGGUUUCGCCUUCAUCCCUGCCUCUGUGGGUGCCUUCGUGGUGCUGGAGAGGGAGACAGGCAGCAAACAUCUGCAAGUGAUUAGUGGAGUGAACUUUGUGAGCUACUGGUUUUCGACCUGGAUCUGGGAUAUCCUGAACUACUUGGUCGCUGCCACGCUGUCCGUGCUGCUCAUCGCACUCUUUCAAGUGGACUCCUUGAUCAGUGCGGAGAUCUUCCCUUGGACUUGUCUCUGCGUGUUGAUGUACGGGAUCAGCUGCACUUCGUUCACCUAUAUGCUCUCUUUCCUCUUCAACUCCCACACGGCAGCGCAGAACUUGUUGCUGAUCAUUUACCUCUUCACGGGUGGAAUUUUGAUGAUCGUCACCAUCAUCCUGAGCAUUCUUCCCAGCACCAAGGACUUGGCGCGGAACGUGUUGAUCUACCUCUUCCGGAUCUUGCCCAACUUCUGCCUGGCCGACAGUUUGACGAACUUGAUUACGCGUCAGAACCCGGGCUUGUGGUUGGGCGUGGGAUGUCCCUUCGAAGGCUGCGAGCCCUAUGCGUUGGUCAUCGCAGGUUAUGAUUUGCUCUACAUGGGCAUCGGUAGCAUCGUCUGGUUCGCCGCCACCCUGCUGCUGGAGCUGGCCUUUGCGACGCCCAAGCUGCGCGCCUUCUUCCAGCUGCGACGCAUCGACGUGCCGCGCGAGCCAGGUGAGCCCUUGGAUCGACAGGUGCAGCUGGAGAAGGAGCGAGUGCAGAGUGGUGCGGCUGACGAGGAGAUGGUGGUGCUGAAGGGCUUGCGGAAAGUGUUCGCUGGCCGCUCGGGAGCGCCCAAGGUGGCCGUCGAGGACAUGUACUUUGGAAUCCCUGAGGGCGAAUGCUUCGGGUAUUUAGGUCUCAACGGUGCUGGGAAGACCACCACCAUGAAGAUGCUGACAGGAGAAGAGCUGGCGACCAGUGGGGAGGCCACACUGGGUGGCUUUGACAUCAAGACCCAGCAGAACCAGGUCCGGCGGCUGAUCGGCUACUGUCCACAGUUCGACGCGCUCAUCGGGACGUUGACGGCCCGGGAGCACCUGACGCUCUUCGCGCGGAUCAAGGGGAUGUCGGAAAGGGAGCUGCAUGCGUAUGUGGAUUCACUCCUGGAUCAACUGACUCUACGACCCUAUGCCGAUAAACAAGCCUUCUCCUUCUCUGGAGGAACCCGUCGGAAGCUCUCCUUGGGACUGUCGUUGGUGGGUGACCCACGCUGCAUCUUCUUGGACGAGCCGACCACAGGUGUGGAUCCAGAGUCACGGCGCUGCAUGUGGAAGCUCAUCAGUAGCACCAUGCUGGGACGUGCGGUGAUUUUGACCACACAUUCCAUGGAGGAAUGUGAGGCCUUGUGCAGUAGAAUCGGAAUUAUGGUCAAUGGCCGGCUGGUCUGCUUGGGAUCAGCCUCUCAAUUAAAAGCGACCCAUGGAUAUGGCUAUCAAUUCGAGGUCACCUUCGAGGCCUCGGGCGAUUUGGAGCGCGCGCACGCGAACUUGUUGGCCUUCCUCCAGAAGCAGUUCACCGGUGUCCGAGUGGAGGAGAGCGUGCCCACCCGACCGAGAGCACGGUAUCGGCUGCCCAAGGGGCAGAAACCCAUUAGUGCAAUCUUCCGAUUGGUGGAGGAGCGCAAAGCUUCGUUGUGUAUCUCUGAGUACUCCGUCUCGGAGACGACCUUGGAACAGCUCUUUAUCCAGUUCGCUCGACACCAGGUAGAGGAAGAUCCCGAAGAGGAGCUUGUGACACAGGCAGCCUCCUCUUCGAUGGAGAAGGAGAUCCCGUCUCGAGAGAUUCAGGUGCCCGAGGUGGAUGCAGGAAGAGCAUCUGGUGCGUGA
Messenger RNA from Durusdinium trenchii, 3540 nucleotides. NCBI's taxonomy places the organism in Eukaryota, Dinophyceae, Suessiales, Symbiodiniaceae. The record is from the annotation of a GenBank genome assembly.